Molecule: messenger RNA, 1866 nt
Organism: Teleopsis dalmanni
Lineage: Eukaryota; Metazoa; Arthropoda; Insecta; Diptera; Diopsidae
Gene: TTLL15
Product: probable tubulin polyglutamylase ttll-15
Exons: 4
Coding region: 107-1666 (519 amino acids)
Biological process (GO): protein modification process
Source: RefSeq, a predicted model, not a curated record
AUGUGGAGAAAGUUUGAAACAACGGCGAUUUUACUUUAUAAUUGCGUUGGAUUUUAAUUUUGAUCUUCAACUGUUUCGUUUCGUUUAUUGUAUUUAGCACAAAACAAUGCCGCGUUUUUCAGACAGUGAAGAUGCUGAUGAAGAGUUCUAUAGUUAUCAAGCAUAUUGUCAUAACAGAAGGCGAACUUUGAUGUCUAAGCGCUUUGUGGUCUUUUUUUUGUGUGCAACGCUGGCUUCUGCCGUUGUGGUGGAGUUCCUGCCGUUUAAGAUUCUAAACUCUAACGUAAGCCUGCGCAGUUUAAUUAAAAAAACUACCGAUCUGCAGUUUGGUAAGCAACCGACAUAUGCGAUAUACAGCAAUAGUCCAAAGGAGGAUCAUUUAGUGCACGUGAAAAAUGUUUUAAGUUAUUUAGGAUACCGGCGAGUUCCUUUUGAAGAUGAUUGGGAUUUACUGUGGGCUCAUGAUUAUCCAUAUUUGCGCUUGCCAGAGAGAAUGAAAAACCUUGAACCCCAUCAAACGGUUAAUCAUUUGCCUGGUUGUGGAUUUUUAACAAAUAAAGUUGAUUUAUGUACAACACCGUUGCCAUUUUUGCCGAGAGCAUUUAGAUUGCCUUCCGAACAAGAAGAAUUUUUGAAAUAUGCUAUGAACAACUUGGGUGCAUUAUUUGUGGAGAAGAACAAUCAGCAUAGAUUAAUUGCAAUUCGUUCUCCAAACGAAAUAAACUUAGACUCCAAUGAUUCAUUUGUCCAGGAGUAUAUACAAAAUCCAUUUUUGGUAAAUGGUUAUAAAUUUGAUAUUGGAGCAUAUGUUGUAAUAACCUCUGUAAAUCCUUUGCGUGCAUAUAUUUAUAAAGGAGAUAUUUUGUUCAGAUAUUGUCCCGUUAAAUACUAUCCGUUUGAUCCUUCAAUUGUCGACAAGUAUGUUGUUGGUGACGAUUACUUACCUACAUGGGAGGUGCCAUCUUUGAAAAAAUACUACAUACGUUAUUCCGGUAGUAUGCGGGCUGCUUUCGACGCAUAUGUUCGUGAUCAAUCUUUAGAUCCAUCUGGUAUUUGGACGCAAGUGGAAGAUAUUAUCCGACGUACGAUAAUAUCAAAGGAGCAAGAUAUUGCACGUCUGUUACGUUCAUAUAAAACACAAAACUUUUUCGAAUUGAUGCGAUUUGACUUAAUUAUUGAUAAGGAUCUAAAAGUUAUUUUAAUGGAAGCUAAUAUGUCUCCAAAUUUGUCAUCUGCACACUUUAAGCCGAACUCAUUAUUAUAUGAACAAAUAUUGUAUAGUGCGCUGAAUCUUGUUGGUAUUGGGUCCCCUAUUAAGCACAAGACCAAAGAUAGAUGUGAAGACAUGACGCAGAUGCUUGCAUCAGAAAAAAAUCUUGCAGUUGACUUAAAUACAUGUGUUGAACAUGAUUGCGAUAAAUCGUGUAAUGCCGAGGAAUGUAGCUUGUGUUUGCCCUGCCUUACUGGUACUGAAUACAAGAUUUUGGAAAAAGCACAUGAAGAGCAUCUUCACAAAAUGGAUAUGAAACGUAUUUUUCCAAAACCGAUUUUGGAUUUGGAUACUUAUAAUUUACAAGAAGAAAUUGGUAAUAUGACAAAGACUAACGCAUGGAUGACCAAAUGGUUUUAUGAAAAAUGCAAAUUUGAUCAAAGCUGGUGUGGUUAACUGUUUUAACGUUGUUUCCACUAGUCUAAUCGAAUAUUUUCUUAAUUCGCAAGCAAAUGGAAUUUUUCAGAAAUUUCGUAUUAAAACUAUAGUAUUAUUUAUUUAAAACAAAUUUAAUAUGGUGGCUAUGUACAUAAAUUAGUUAAGAUCACUUACUAUUUAAUUCGUACAAUUAAAAUUCUUUUAGUGCCAAUUUAUUG